Messenger RNA from Danio rerio (zebrafish), 753 nucleotides. The record is from RefSeq and is a predicted model, not a curated record. Lineage: Eukaryota; Metazoa; Chordata; Actinopteri; Cypriniformes; Danionidae.
AUGUCCCAGCAGCCUCUGCCACAACAAACUCUCCAUCAACUGUGUCUCCAACAUCAGCUGCUUCAAGCAUUUUCUUACACUCAAAAUAAAGUUUCUAUUUUUUUAAUAUAUUAUCUAAAUAUUUCAGCAUCUACUGUCAGUACAAGCUCUUCUAUAACUGAGACUCAAACAGCAGAACCUACAACAUCUCCUGCCAGUACAAGCUCAUCUACAACUGAGACUCAAACAGCAGCACCUACAACCUCUGCUACAACAAACUCUUCAUCAACUGUGUCUGCAACAUCAGCUCCAUCAACAUCCCCUGCCAGUACAAGCUUUUCUACAACUGAGUUUCAAACAGUUGAACCUACAAGCUCUGCCACAACAAACUCUCCAUCAACUGUGUCUCCAACAUCAGCUGCUUCAACAGCUUCUGCCACAUCAAACUCUCCAUCAACUGUGUCUCCAACAUCAGCUCCUUCAACACUCACUGCCAGUGCAAGCUCUUCUACAACUGAAUCUCAAACAGCAGAACCUACAACCUCUGCCACAACAAACUCUCCAUCAACUGUGUCUCCAACAUCAGCUCCUUCAACAUCUCCUGCCAGUACAAGCACUUUUACAACCGAGUCUCAAACAGCAGAACCUACAACAGCCUCUGCCACAACAAACUCUCCAUCAACUGUGUCUCCAACAUCAGCUGCUUCAACAUCUCCUGUCAGUACAAGCUCUUCCACAACUGAGUCUCAAACAGCAGAACCUACAAGUAAGUAA